AUGAUUUCCGACGACGAUCUCCACCGUCUUGCCGUCUUUCUCGGCUCCUGCGCGAUGAUGAUGAUUGUUCUCUACCACUUCCUCGAAGUCAAUGCCAAAGAUACUGGAGUUGAGGGGGCAAGUGAAGGGAAGAAGCCGGCCGCUGCGUCUCAGGAGUCAGUUGCUGCUAGCCCUUCGACAGAACCCGCAGCGGUUGCGGGCGACAUCCUCCUCGUUGCUCACUCUCUCAUUCCGGGCGGGAGUAGCCAACUGACAUCCGCCGGGAUCCAACCCAACACCAAUCUGUUCUUUGAGCCUCUGGACCGCCUUGAAGAUUCCCUGGGCCUUGUCACGCUGUGUAUUAUGCCCAUGCACGAGAUUAAAUGCUCGGAUUGA
Aspergillus nomiae NRRL 13137 is the source of this 375-nucleotide messenger RNA. Its product is annotated as dolichyl-diphosphooligosaccharide--protein glycosyltransferase subunit 4. The transcript is spliced from 2 exons. Lineage: Eukaryota; Fungi; Ascomycota; Eurotiomycetes; Eurotiales; Aspergillaceae. Gene Ontology annotation, cellular component: oligosaccharyltransferase complex. The record is from RefSeq and is a predicted model, not a curated record. Bases 1 to 375 code for a protein of 124 amino acids.